Messenger RNA from Talaromyces marneffei, 1863 nucleotides. RefSeq lists its product as uncharacterized. The transcript is spliced from 4 exons. NCBI's taxonomy places the organism in Eukaryota, Fungi, Ascomycota, Eurotiomycetes, Eurotiales, Trichocomaceae. The record is from RefSeq and is a predicted model, not a curated record. Gene Ontology annotation, biological process: siderophore transmembrane transport. Gene Ontology annotation, molecular function: siderophore-iron transmembrane transporter activity. The coding region runs from base 1 to 1863 and encodes 620 amino acids.
AUGACCUUGUUGGAAACCACCUCGAAUAUCAUUUCGUAUGGAACAGUAAACACCGAUAAUUCGAUGGGGGACCAAGAGGAAGACCGGCUACUGUACCCUCAUUCGGUGUAUGAGCCGGACACUGAUAUCAGCACUGAGGACGAGGGAAGUACAGAGAGCAAUGUGCAGGAUGGAGUGAGGAAGAUAGAGGCUAUUAACCUGACUUGGACGCAGCGGUCUUUGAUGAUUGCAUAUCUGGGGAUAUUUCUCAUGGCGUUUUGUACUUCACUCGAAGGCCAAACUGUGGCUUCGCUCGCGGUAUAUGCUACCAGUUCGUUUAAGAAACAUUCUUUGAUUUCUACCGUACUGGUUGUACAGAAUGUUGUCAAUGCUGUGAUCAAACCGCCCAUGGCAAAAGUUGCAGAUGUAUUCGGCCGGUUCGAAGCAUUCUGUGUCAGUAUCGUUAUUUACACUCUUGGAUAUAUUCAAAUGGCUGCUUCGAACAACGUUCAGACAUAUGCUUCUGCCCAAAUAUUCUACGCCGCUGGAUCGACUGGCCUUCAAAUCCUCCAACAAGUAUUUAUCGCCGAUAGUAGCGAUCUUUUAAAUCGAGCGCUCUUCGCCCUUUUACCCGAGUUUCCCUUCUUGGUCACAGUCUGGAUUGGCCCGACAAUAGCGGAUGCAGUACUCCGCCAUUCCUCAUGGCGCUGGGGUUAUGGUAUGUGGGCGAUCAUAUUACCUGCAACAUUUCUCCCACUCGCCCUAUCAUUGCUUUUCAAUCAACGGAAAGCCAAGAAGCUGCGACCAAUCAAACAGAAACAUCGCAAGAAAAAUCGCACUUUUUAUCAGUCACUACGAUCGGUAUGGUAUGAAUUGGAUAUGUUUGGAUUAAUCCUUCUUUCUACCGCCGUUUCUCUGUUGUUGAUCCCGCUUACCUUGGCCGCCAACUCGAAAAAUGGAUGGCACGACGAUCGUAUUAUUGUCAUGUUGGCUCUGGGCUGUAUUUGUCUGGUUCUGUUUUUUGCAUGGGAGUCAUCGCAGAAACUCGCCCCGAAGCCGUUGCUCUCUUUGCAUCUGCUCACCGAACGAACCGCUCUGGCAGGAUGCGCAUUGGCAUUUUUCUACUUUAUGGCGUUUUACUUUUCCGUCCAGCCAUAUCUAUAUUCCUACUUGCAAGUCGUCCAGAACUACGAUAUUGCCGUCGCAGGACGGGUUACGCAGACAUUCUCAUUCACCUCCACAAUCGCAGCAUUCGUGGUUUCGAUUCUGAUCAAGUAUACUCGCCGUUAUCGGAUUUUUGUCACAACGGGAACGAUUGUGUAUAUUUUGGGCUUGGUGGCCAUGCUGCUCUACCGUCAAGAAGGUAGCUCUUUUCUCCAAAUUCUAGGUACACAGAUACUCGUUGGCACUGGUGGAGGGUUAGUCAACGUUCCUGUACAGCUCGGCGUGCAGGCAUCAGCACAACACCAAGAAGUCGCAGGUGCAACCGCUAUAUUCCUAACCGCGCUUGAAAUGGGAGGUGCAGUUGGAGCUGCAAUCUCGGGCGCAGUCUGGACGCAUCAGAUACCGAAGCGAUUGCGCGAAUACCUUCCAGCCGAGAGUCAAGACCAAGUCGAAGAGAUUUUUGGUAAACUUACUACGGCUUUAUCCUAUCCGAUGGGCUCGGAGACGCGUAUAGCGAUCAAUCGUGCAUACCAGGAGACGAUGAACAAUCUUUUGUGUCUGGCUAUUUUGGCUGCUUUGCCGAUUAUUCCGUUGAGUUUGAUUAUGAGGGAAUAUCAACUGGAUAAGAUGGGCCACACGAGAAAGCGUAGACACUCGGUGCAUGCGCAUGCGAGCGAAACUUCUGCUCGGCCAUCCCUGGAGGACGACAACAGACUAUGA